UGCUUUUUUAUCAUCAAUUCUUUCCUUUUCAUUUCAGUUCUGUAUAUCCCACUAUUUUAUAUCCUCCUUUAGAUUAUCUUUCAAGCAUACGAUUCCCUUUAUUCCAUCACAAUACUCAGAUAUACAAUAUAAAUAAUGGGUCAACAAGCCAGUAGAGAACAUGCACCUUUAACUUUUGGUUAUGUCAACCACGCCAAUGAUGACGAAACGGAUACGAAUACAAUAGCCGAUGACAAAGAUACAGAUGGAAGACAUAUAUCUCAGGAACAAAACGAUUUUAUACUAGCAAAUCCUCAUCUGUAUCGCCUUCAAGCAGUAUGCGAUAAAUGCUCAAAGUCCUCUGACAGCAACGGUGGAGUUGUUGUAUCAAUUCUAGGGGAAGCAUGUCCAAAAUGCCUACAACAAAAAAGAUUGUCUAUAGUUAAAAAAGAUUUAGCAGAUGAUCUCGAGUAUAUUGAUCAGACGUAUUAUCCAGAUUUAGUACAUUAUAACUAUUAUAAUGAUGAUAAUGGCAGAACACCAGCAGCAGCUCGCCAGCAACGUCCGGAUCCCAUGGAGGAAGAAUUGAUUCAGUUUGAAAAAGAUGCUAACACCAACCAACAGCAAUGGUCUAGAUUAACAAUUGGAGAAGCCACCACACCAGGAGGUACGAAAAGAAGACCAAGACGACUGACAGGACCAUCUAUGGCUGUGGAUUUAUCUGAUAGAUCACUGGUCAAGCUGAGUCCAAGCAUUGGUUAUUUGGAUAGUCUGACUAAACUUAAUCUCUCCAAUAAUCAAAUGACGAGCCUACCUCAAGAAUUAGGUUACCUCAAGAAUCUUCGUGUAUUGAAUAUAUCCAAUAAUAUAUUGGAGGAGCUGCCCAAGACCAUUGCGUAUUUAACAAAAUUAAAAGCUUUGAACGUCGCCCAGAAUAGGCUUGUGGAACUCCCUGCUUCUAUAGGACACUUACCAAAAUUGGUUAUUAUUAUUGCUAAUGAUAACUGCUUAGAAGCGUUGCCUCGAGAUUUUGCUCAAUUGACCAAUUUGAUUUCGCUCAAUGUUUCCAACAACCCUCUCAAAUCAUUACCAUCAGAAAUUGCUGAACUUGGAUCGCUCAGAAAGUUAUUGACUGACGAUUGCCCCUUCGAAGACGAAUACAGCUAUGAUUUACGCCAUGAUCCUCCUUCUUUAUUCGAAUCUUGUGCACGUAUUGCAGUGCGCCAUCGUUUGAGAGCGAGUAGUGCUAGCAGUCAAUUACCCGAACAUAUCCAACAUUAUCUCUCCAAUCCUGACACUUGUUCUUAUUGUAAAGGCCCCUUUUUUGAAAGCUCCCUUACACGUGUUCGAUUCAUCGAAAGGAGAGCCGGACAGCCGAUGGCUCUACAGUACACUCUUUGCAAAGCGCAUUGGUCAACAGAAGAGGAUCGUUUGCUCGCUAUGUUUUCUCAGCCUUCACAUAUUCCAAAUACGUUAUCUAACAAAGGAAUUGAUACCAAUGGCUUGGACACAGACUUAAGAGCUCCUAAUAAUACGAGUUACAAUAGACAUCGUGCUUACAGUGAUAGUACGACAGUCUUGUUAUCGCCCAAUUCAUCUUCUCUUUCACGAAGAGGGACCAACAACGUUAAUUUAUUGAUAACAGAGCACCAGCAUAGCGAUUAUUUCUCAGCCCCAAUGUCAUCAUCGUCAACAAAUACUACUCCUAACCUAUCAUUAGCAAAGAACAAUACUCUUCUUGAAUUGCCGCCGCUUCCAAAUUAUUCCUCUUCAUCAUCCAUCAACAAUAAUGGAAGAAGUAAUAAUAAUAGGCCACGAGCCUCCUCUGCAGCAUCUGUCACAAAACGACUGACAGACUUUAUUCGAUCCAAUAGUAGUAACAAUAUGAACAACGGACGUCUCAAAAAUCGAGAUAGAAGUUACAGCAGCUCAUCUCUACGAUUGCAGCAUAAUCUUACCAACAAUACCCCUUCAACCUCAUCUCCUUUAACAACGCCUAUGCCUCAAGAGCAACAAAUUCCGCGAAACUUGAACACAAAUAAUGAGUUCCGGCCACAGUUACAGAGAGAUUUAUACAGUUGGGCAGAAACUAUACAAAGGGCAACAGCUGCAGCUGCAGAAACAAUUGGUACAGAAGAACAACAGAAUCAAAUCGAGCAUUUUAUAUCUACAAGUCAAAAUACUUCUGCUAUUUCUCAUAAUUGAAGGGUAGAUAGUACAUUUACGAAAAGUUGACCUUAAUCACUGUUGUAUUUUUAUACGCUUGUUCUUCCCUAUUUCUGAUACAGCCCGUUUGCUAUAUCACAAUACCCUUCGCUUUUCAUUUCCUUUCUUUUGUUCAGUGAUAAUAACUGGACAUUAUAUUGUCAUGAAUUAAGCACAAAUGUAGCUGCUAUUGUUCAAACCUUUGCAUGAUUAGAUAAACUUGAAAUCAAAAGGCAUAGUUAUGAGCUAUUAAAUCUAGGUUUCCCAGUUUGACGACUGUAUAAUGCUAUUGUAAUAAAGAGUAAAGUAACGAUGAACUAAACUCUUCGAAACAAUAAGAAACCAAUCAUCUAGUCUCGGAAUUCUGCCAUUGAAUAAGCGCUACGCAUAACAACACAAACCAUAGAUGGAAAGGAUAAGUUG
Mycotypha africana is the source of this 2607-nucleotide messenger RNA. RefSeq lists its product as uncharacterized. Gene Ontology annotation, molecular function: protein binding. The record is from RefSeq and is a predicted model, not a curated record. Bases 136 to 2184 code for a protein of 682 amino acids. Lineage: Eukaryota; Fungi; Mucoromycota; Mucoromycetes; Mucorales; Mycotyphaceae. The transcript has 2 exons.